CCAUGUCUUCACCUGCAGCAAUGGUAAGAAAGACAUUUGUGUUCUUGUUCAUAUGUUUCAGAACCAAUAGCAUUAUUUAUGAACAAAAUAGCAAGGGAAGACUAUAAGUUUUCCGCAUGAUUAACUCCAUUUGAUGCUUUUGAUACGUGGGGCGGAUAUCCUCCAUUGUUCGGUGAUUCCUGGAUCCGUAGAUGAUGAAAACUUCCUUAUUUCGUCCCCUUCGCCGCCUCGAAUCCUUGGGCACCGCCAAUCUCCCCAAAUCGAAGUCCUCGACCUUUCUCAAAAAAUUCCACUCUCCGACCGCUAUCCCUCGAACUAAACAAACCCUAAUCCCCUCACAACACCUACCUUCGCAAUAUACAGCGGUAGGUCGAGAAGGACCUCCUCUAGAAUGCCAAAUCUCCUCUCGAAACCCUAGUUCGGUUGGGACCUCGCUCCGCAGAACGCUCCGGUAGGGGCAGCAAAAAGGCGCGAUCUUUGCAUAGCUGCAUCUCCCAUACAAUUUGGCGAGCGCUCGUUGAAAACAUCCCAUUGGUCGGGUGAGGCUUGCAAUUUUAGAAGUUGGGAGUUCUUCAUUUGUUCCGGCGGCAUAGUUUCCGACGGAGUGGAGUCGAUUGGAUGGUUCGAAUCGUUUUCUUGGUGUGUGAAUUGUGGUAGAAGCGUAGGCAUUGCAAAUAGGAAUCUCUCAUUCUUGGGGAGAUGGGUUGGUCUCAUCCGGAUAUUUCUUUGGACGAUCUCUUGGUCCUGAUCAAGGGAUUCGUAGAUAUACUAAUUCUUGCGUCCGGGUAUCAGUCUUCCGGCCUUUCUGCCUCCUGGGACGUGGAGAACAUCAAGAAAGCCGUCAGAUGGGGCAUCUUCUUCGAAGAUGUGCUUAGACAUCUACAUGACUCUGUUGAUUAUGAAGAUUCCAUUAAGGAACUUGAUGCAGCUUUGCUUCAUCUGACCUCCAGUCCAAAUUUCCCUCAGGGCCUCGCACACAUGUCUUCUGCAACUCUUUCAAAAGCAAGAGACUUGAUUUUAGAACAUUUAGUUCAAACUCACCCAUUAGAAGCUGCACAUAUUACUUCUCUUUUGACGGCAAUUGUUGAGCUGGAUAUUGACAACCUUACUGACACGGAUAAUGAUGGGCCAAAUAUGUAUAUGGACAGGUUGAUGUUGCAUUUGGAAUCACAUAAUUUGAUUUCAGUACGACAGGACAUGUUCAAGAAAUCUUUCGCUUCAUUACCAGCAACGGGUUUGAAGAUUUCUGAUAAUGUUUGCAAUGCUGGAUCUCCAAGAAAAUGCUACAUUGAAUCAGAGGAAUGCAAUUUUACUGAUCAUUCAUACUUUCUCAUCCAAGAACUCUUAAAGAGGCAAGCUUCAAUUUCACGUGUAUCUUCAGCUGAGAGAGGCCUAGAUACUUUUUUAAAGAUUGUCACAAGGGACAACAUAGUUAGAUCUGAAAAUAAAGCACUGGAAGAGCCACUGUCCAAUGAUAUUUCUUUGAAGGAUUGGUGCAGGACAUGUUGGGUACAUGGGUUUCAGUUGGGGCCCGGAGUACUGUUCAGCCAAUCACUGCUUCCACAUAGGACCAGGGUGCUGAGCGGUAAGUGGAGUGGGAGGAGCGCAGAAAUGUUGAGUGAGUUUUCUUUGUGGGACCAGUGGAGAUCAAGGUGUCUGUCAUAUCUACUGGACAAAAGAACUAUUACAAUGCUCUCUGGUGCCAACUUGAUUUUCAGUGCCUCUAAGGUUCAAUGGAUUCGGGUCUUUGAGCCACUUAAAGUUUCAUUGGAUGUUAAUUAUGACAAUCUUCUUGAAAUUAUGGAAAUAUCAUUGUUAGGCUUUAUCUCAAGCAGAUGGAAUUCUCUGAUUGAAUGCUUCAUUUCACAGACUUAUAAUUUCCUUCCCAUAUCUAAGCAAUACUCUGAUCUUCAAUACUUGCUUCAAGGAAAUUCUCUCUGUGCACAUUCUAAAAAGGAAGCUAUGAACUCCAAGGAAAGAGAUAUUCUUGAGUAUGUGGCACCAUUAUUAAGCAGUCAACCUCAUAAACUAUGGCUACUGCCUCCAGUCCUUGCAGCUGCAGCAAUUCCUUCCUGGUCAAUCUUGUUCAGGAUUUACUUGAAUGAAAUAGAAAAACAGUUUUCUGGAGCUUGUUCUCAGAUCAGAUACUGUGGUUGCAAUCAAAAGGGAAAGGAGCACCGAGUCUGUGAAGUUGCUGAAAGGAUUCGAUGUCUCUACGUUGUUCAUAUUCAAAGUUCUCAUCUGUUGUCUGAUGAUUUUAGUGCUUGAUCCUAAUCCGUGGUUUAAGACUGGUCAUGUCAUCUUGCAGUAUGACAAUGGCUCAUAUAGUCGUUGUCUUGGGUAUUAUUGAAUGCUUGAUUGCCAUGCUUCUGGACAGUUUGAAGAAGAAUGAAUGGAAAGAUAAGUCAAGAACCAUAUGGUUUAUUAUGUCAUAUGAAGGUCAGGGACAAGCUCGUUAAUCUUUUGUUGGUUGCGGCACGGCCAAAUCGGAGUUAGAUUGUGGCAUAUCCUGUUGGACCAGUUAUGGUGACCAUUUCCAACAUUCCUCUUACCAGCAAUCUAGCAUCUUCAUGCAACACUUUCAUUCUUUUAUUUUAUUUUAUUUUGGCAUCUUUCCUUGUACCUGCUUCCCAGCAAAGUUUCGGACUAGUGCCGAUAGUCUCUCUGGGUCCUGGUUGUCAAGUAACAGACACGGCUUCAAUAUGUGGUCUAUGGCUGCAUUUCAUAUGGGUUGAGCUCAGACAAGCACAAGCAGAAUAAAUCCAAAAGUUCCAAGUGUUUUUUAGUUUUUUAUUUAGGAGAAUCCAAGUGCGAAUUGGUCUCCGUUAUGGUCAUGAGCCUUAGUAAAGACAGGCAAAGCUAGCUCCACGUCAUAAAGAUGAGCAGCAAGUCAGCAUUUUCUACGUAACAGUGCAUGGAUAUUUGGCAUGUGACUAGAGUUCAGCUUCAUCAAAAAAGAAAGAAGAAGAAGGAGAAGAUUAAUAUGUCAGCACCGGUUGUUGCUUUCCAAGCUGAUUCAAUGAAUGAUGUAAGGUUCUAGCGCCUCUUCAGCCACAACUAAUGCUGCGCGUCCUUAGAUGGUGGUGAGGGGCUGCAGAUUAAGGGAAUGAAUGAUGGAAGCAUUAGCUCACAAGGCACUAAGAUGGCCGCCGAAAGCAAUGGUCUUGGCCCACGAGGAUGCUCUGAAAAAGAUACAAACCCAUCAAACUUCAUCGGCCAUUCUUUCCAAAACGUAAUCCAUUUGCUUUGUGACUCCUUUUAUUAAAGUAAAAAGAAUUCCACCGCAUCAUGUCACCCAACUUUUGAUGAUGCUCUGACUAGAAAAGGGUCCUUUGUGUCAAGUCUCCUUUAGCGAUAGAGGGAAUGACACGUUCAUCAUUGUCAGCCGGCCGGUAAAGAAUCUAAAGAGAGUUGUAUUUAUGUCAUCCGUGGCUGCCUUAGAGUAGCUAUAUAAGCAAAGCUUCUAGCUAGACGGUGGCAUGGCAUUGAAGGAGCAAGGCGAAGAAUCCACUAUGAUAAUUUUGAGCCUUGGAAGCAAGAAGAUUCAUGCCAUGAAUUGGGUAAAGAGAUUUGGGAGAGGAGGAGAUGGGAUCGCUCCUGAGAAGGCCCAGGGAAGUGCGGCGUCGGCGGAGUGGUGGAGGAGGUCGGCAUCUGUGAGGCAAAUGGUGUGGAAGCUCAGGUCCCGUUGGAGGCAUGCGAUGAGAUCUUCAAGGAGGAAUGGGAUGAGAUUUGGGUACGAUCCCAAGAGCUACUCUCAGAACUUUGAUGAUGGUUUCCUCCACGAUUAUUUCCCACCUUGCUCCCUCAGCUAAGCUAUAAACUUUUCAAGGGGUCCAUUCUUUUCCUUGUUUUUUACUCUGAGAAAAAGGUUCCCCGGCUUCUUGGACGUGUGCUUUCCUUUAUAUGUAUGUAUAUAUUGGCGGCAAGGAUGUUAUGCGAAAUUUUGAUGUUGUAAGUAUGUUUGUGGUUCAUUAGAAUUUCAUCAUCAAGAGUGCUUCUGGGUUCCUCAAUUUUCAGUGGGGGAGGAUAAGAACACGGAAGAGAGCACCCUUUUUUUUCUCUUGGAAUUUGGUAUUUGUUUGCUAGUUAUUUUCUGCGACGAGCUUAUGUUACCAGGUCUUC
Phoenix dactylifera (date palm) is the source of this 4122-nucleotide messenger RNA. RefSeq names its product fanconi anemia group F protein (FANCF). Gene Ontology annotation, biological process: interstrand cross-link repair. The record is from RefSeq and is a predicted model, not a curated record. Gene Ontology annotation, cellular component: Fanconi anaemia nuclear complex. NCBI's taxonomy places the organism in Eukaryota, Viridiplantae, Streptophyta, Magnoliopsida, Arecales, Arecaceae.